This is a messenger RNA of Camelina sativa (false flax), 375 nucleotides long. Its product is annotated as putative defensin-like protein 191. Lineage: Eukaryota; Viridiplantae; Streptophyta; Magnoliopsida; Brassicales; Brassicaceae. The record is from RefSeq and is a predicted model, not a curated record.
UUUAUUUUCUUUCUAUUUUUAGUAGAAAAAAUCUUUAUAUACAACAAUAGGUGAUUGUGUAACAAUAUGUAAAAUAUUCCAUAGAAAAAUAAGGAAACAAGAAGAAGUUAACAGUGAAAAUGGCUAAAGGUGUACAUGCCAUUGGUUUCAUCACUUAUCUAGUGAUUUUCUUGAUUUUGACAGUAGGAAUAUCAAGAAUAAAGACUAAGAAGCCGCCAUGUAAAGAGGGUCGAACCGCAUAUAUUUCACCUGGUCCUUGUAGUAACAGUCUAUGCACACAAGACUGCACCCUUGCUGGUGUGUAUCGUAUGGGCAAAUGUAAAAUUGAGCGGUCAAAACCAGUUUGCAAAUGUUAUGGAUGCAAAAAAGUGUAGA